AUGAGAGUGGUGGGAAAAAUUGGUAACCAACCCGUGACUAUCCUCAUUGAUUCAGGGAGUACUCACAGCUUCCUGGAUCCCUCCAUACUUUCCAAACUUUCCCUCCCGGUGUUCACUAAGGACAAAGUCAAGGUGAAAAUUGCAAAUGGGGACCAAAUUCAGAGUGAGGGCAGCCUUAAAGAUGUGGCAAUGGUAAGAAAGGCAGAUGGCAUAUGGCGUUUAUGUGUGGACUACCGUGCCCUUAAUAAUGUCACUGUGAAGGAUAAGUACCCAAUUCCAGUGGUGGAGGAAUUAAUGGAUGAACUUCAUGGAGCACAAGUUGCAUAUUUGGGUCAUUUCAUUUCUGGCCAGGGAGUACGAGCGGACCCCGAGAAGAUUAAGGCCAUGUUGAGCUGGCCUCCUCCUAAAUCACUUAAAGCGCGCGGGUUUUCAGGCCUCACAGGCUAUUACCAAAGAUUUUUGAAUGGAUAUGGAGCGAUAGCAGCAACCUCGACCAAUCUACUCAAAAAAACAGCUUUACUUGGGACGAGAAAGCCUAAGCAGCCUUUGACAGACUCAAGACAGCCAUGUGAAGCCAUAGGGGCCGUACUCAUGCAUGCAGGGAGGCCCAUCGCAUUUUUUAGUCAAGCUUUAAAAGGGAGGUCUCUUCGACUCCCUACCUAUGAAAAGGAAUUUCUAGCCCUAGUUUUAGCAGUUCAAAAGUGGCGCCAUUAUCUAUUGGGCCAACAGUUUGUUAAUAAGACAUAUCAUCAAAGUUUGAAGUUCUUGCUUGACCAACGAGUGGGUACUGUUAUUCAGCAGAAAUGGAUUGCGAAAUUGAUGGGAUAUGACUUUGUCGUAGAAUACAAAAAAGGAAAAGAUAAUGUGGUGGCAGAUGCAUUAACUUGGCAAUGGGUGGACUCGGAAGUUUUUGUGUCUCUAAUUUCAGUUCCAAAUUGGGAUUGGAUGCAUGAGAUACAAUCCCUAAACUCAAGUGAUGAGAGAGUCAAGGCCUUAUGGGACAAACACAGCCAAGGUCAACUGCAGGCACCUUACACAGCAAAGAAUGGCAUCUUGUUCUACAAGCAGAGUUUAUAUUCCUCCCGUGACCUACUUCAUCCACAAGCUACUGGAUUUUUUACAUGGAAGUCCCCUAGGAGGUCACUUGGGCUUUGA
This is a messenger RNA of Carya illinoinensis, 1155 nucleotides long. RefSeq lists its product as uncharacterized. Gene Ontology annotation, molecular function: aspartic-type endopeptidase activity. Bases 1 to 1155 code for a protein of 384 amino acids. Gene Ontology annotation, biological process: proteolysis. Lineage: Eukaryota; Viridiplantae; Streptophyta; Magnoliopsida; Fagales; Juglandaceae. The record is from RefSeq and is a predicted model, not a curated record. The transcript has 4 exons.